CGAUGAGGCGCCCACUAAUCCUUUUCAUCGCUUUAGUUUAGACCCCCCCCCAGCAAGAUGGUGUUGACCCAACGUGAAGAAGACAUCCAAAAGAUGCUCGCCGCCAUGGUGCACAUCGGCACGCGCAACGCCGACAGCCAAAUGGCUGACUACAUCUGGCGCCGCCGCAACGAUGGUGUGCACAUCAUCAACGUCGGCCAAACGUGGGAAAAGCUCAUGUUGGCCGCCAAGGUCAUUGUGGCCGUCGAAAACCCCGCGGACGUGAUUGCCAUUUCGGCGCGCCCGUACGGCCAACGCGCUGUGUUGAAGUUCGCUCAGUACACUGGCGCCCAAGCCAUUGCUGGCCGCUUCACCCCCGGUACCUUCACCAACCAAAUCACCAAGCAAUUCCGUGAACCCCGCUUGUUGAUCAUCACGGACCCCCGCACUGACUCGCAGCCCGUGCGUGAAUCUGCCUACGUGAACGUGCCCGUGAUUGCCUUUGUCGACUCGGACUCCCCGUUGCGCUACGUCGACGUGGCCAUCCCUGCCAACAACAAGGGCAAGCUCUCGAUCGGUCUGUUGUACUGGUUGUUGGCCCGUGAAGUGCUCCGUCUCCGUGGCACGAUUUCGCGCGCCCUUCCUUGGGAAGUCGCCGUCGAUCUCUUCUUCUACCGCGACCCUGAGGAGUUGGCCAAGGCCGAAGAAGUUGUUGGUGCCUCGGACGAGACCGCCCGUGCCGGUUGGUCGAACGAAGCCGCGGCCGCCGAAACUGCCCAAGAGCAACCCAACUUGUACACCCCGGAACCUGCCCAAGACUGGAACACUCCCGGUGGUGAAUGGGGCGCUGACGCCGCCGCUGGUGGCUGGGAUGCGUCCACCCCUGCCCCUGCUACCUCCAGCUGGGAAUAAACCAACCAACGAAAGGAUUUGAUGUAGAUGAGGAAUGCUCCAUUGCAUGGACAAAACGACGGUGUUAAGCGAUGGCACCUGGUUAAUGCAAUUCAACGAGUGUCCCUCAUAA
This is a messenger RNA of Aphanomyces invadans, 1003 nucleotides long. RefSeq names its product ribosomal protein S2. The coding region runs from base 58 to 891 and encodes 277 amino acids. Gene Ontology annotation, biological process: ribosomal small subunit assembly; cytoplasmic translation. The transcript has a single exon. NCBI's taxonomy places the organism in Eukaryota, Oomycota, Saprolegniomycetes, Saprolegniales, Verrucalvaceae. Gene Ontology annotation, molecular function: structural constituent of ribosome. Gene Ontology annotation, cellular component: ribosome; cytosolic small ribosomal subunit; 90S preribosome. The record is from RefSeq and is a predicted model, not a curated record.